Messenger RNA from Teleopsis dalmanni, 1525 nucleotides. RefSeq names its product transcription initiation factor TFIID subunit 4-like. The transcript has 4 exons. The record is from RefSeq and is a predicted model, not a curated record. Lineage: Eukaryota; Metazoa; Arthropoda; Insecta; Diptera; Diopsidae. The coding region runs from base 590 to 1525 and encodes 311 amino acids.
AAACAAUGUAACGCUAUUCUAACAUAUAAACUACAAGACGCCAACUCAAAAGCUGCACUCAAGAAUAUUAAAAAUUAUCAGAAAUCAAGCCCAAAUAAGCAUUCCAUCUACUUCAGUAUAAAAACCAGUUCAUCAAUAUUAAUUCAGUUCAUCAAUAUUAAUUUUCCAAAUUAAACAAGAAGUAAAGCAAGUAAUAGAAGAAGAUUGAAGCCAGGAUUUCCUCUAACAUAAAAAUAAUACAAAAAAAAAGUCAACUGGUAAGGAAGUCAAUAACAAUUUGGUCAAUUCAAAAAUAAAUUUAUCAUAUACGGAACAACCUUUGCUGCUUCAUACCUACACCUCAAACAAUAAUCAACCAAAGAAUAAAAAUGAAUUCAUAACACCUGGAAACUUCGCACAAAAUAUUACGCCUGAACAAACGUUCUAUAAAAGCUCUAUUGAAGGUUCAACAAGUUUGCCACAACAACAAUACACUUCAUCAUAUACAUAUAAACAAAACGAAGGAGUAGUAAAUAUAUUGCCACAGGUGUUGCAUAGAUCAGUUGAAAAUAUACAUAAUAAUAACAGCAUAAAGCAUCCACAAUCCGUCAUGAACUCCAGUCAAACAACUCAGGGAGCGCCAGGAAAUCGGAUAACAUUUACAAGUCAAGCAUUACCGAAUGGUACUAUAAAUAUAGGUGGUGGACAUCCUGGUACAGGUUCAACAAUCAUAUCCACUUCUCAACUGCCCAACACAACAACGAUUAAGACAAUAACAUCUAGUGCGGCUGGAGCGCAUCAUCAUGGUUUGCCACAACAAGUACAGGUACAACAUCAUCAGGUACUACAAACACCUCAACAUCAGGGUCAAACGGGCCAUACAACAGCCCAACAGCAACAGCAUAAUAAUGCCCAAUCAGUAGGUGCCACUCAGACACAAACUUUAGUUAUAAAAUCCAAUCAUGCAGUAUCAUUGCCAGCCGGUUUAGUCUCAAGUGCACCAGGAAUAGUAACUAUGACCAAAACCUUAAAUCAGGGAAAUCAACCGAUAUUGAAUUCAAUGAUUCCCGCCAAUGUCGUCGUUGGGAUGCGGCCAUCAACAACGCCGCAACAGCAACAGAAAAAUGUACAAGGCAAUCCAUUGGGGCGCGUGUUGAUUAACGCGCCCCAUAUGGUAACAACAAGGCCACAAAAUCCUGCGAUAACUUUAAGUACACUAAAUCCCGGACAAACGCCUGCACUCAUAUUAAAAACUGAAAAUGGAUUUCAAUUAUUACGAGUAGGAACCGCCUCUGCCUCGGGUCCCGUGACACAAACAAUUGGCACUAAUUCCACAAAUCCAACACAAAUACGCUUGCAAACUGUGCCAGCUGCUGUAAGUAGAAUCACAGGGCCAUCUACAAUAGCACUACGUAAAACGAUUGUAAGAUCAUCCACUACCACCACAACCAACAAUUCCACAACCACCCAGAUUCAUCAACAGAAACAGGCAAUAACGACGAAACAGAUUAAACAAAAUGUAAUUUUCAACUCAAUUAAUUUGUAA